Molecule: messenger RNA, 4064 nt
Organism: Mizuhopecten yessoensis (Yesso scallop)
Lineage: Eukaryota; Metazoa; Mollusca; Bivalvia; Pectinida; Pectinidae
Exons: 14
Coding region: 309-3542 (1077 amino acids)
Molecular function (GO): protein binding
Source: RefSeq, a predicted model, not a curated record
UUAUAGCUAGCUAGGGAGAAUAGGGCUAGUCACGCUAAGUGUACGGUUACACCUGUGUACAGGUAUACUUAAAUAAUGGUGACGCAUCGGGCAGUUUACACCCGUGUACAAACACAAGGAUGUAGCUGUGCUAACAACAGAGGCUGGACAGCUCUUGUUAACUUGGAGUAAUUAACCUUGACAUGUCAUUGUAUUCAAGUGUGUUACUGUUUUACACCAGUGGAGGGAUCUAACACUGAGACUCAGGUACUGUCUUCAGACAUAGACACUGUUAAAGGGAAAGGCCCGUCAAGUACAGACAAAAGAACAUGGCGCCUUACCUCCGAGUAGUCUCCAUAGUACUGGGUUUCUCAUUCCUGGCAAUGGUCAACUCUAAGGGAAGCAUGGAACUUAAAGAUAUCUGCAUCGGUUCAUCAUACAAGAGCAUCAAGGAGGUGGGACAGGGGGGUGUGCUGGAGGUCGGGGCAAACACUACUCCUCUCUGGAACCCUUGUGUGAUGAGAGUGGAAACAUGUGCACACUGCAAAGUGGUUGUAGAGCCGUACGGUCAAGACUUCAGUCUACUGGGCUGUAACAGCAACUAUGAUACCACCGGCAAGUCUUGUCCUGUAGGAUGUCAGUACUUCUAUAUUUUUGACCAGUUUUACAAGAACCAGACAAUGAGUUUCUACAAGGACAGUUCUGCCACCAGCUGGAACCUGCCCUUUGUGUCAGAGUCAAGUGUUGUAUUUAUAGGCUUUUGUCACGCCAAUGUACCCCUCAACAGGUCUAUACAGCUUCGUUUUACUAUAGAAGCUAAAGAAGAACGUUAUGGAGGGUCGAGUGACAUUUCUACCUCAGGGGAAAUAACUUCACCUUUCUUCCCAGACCUUUACUCAUUGAACUCAGAGUACUACACCUACCAGAUUGAGAGUACGAAUAAGGAGGACCACGUCUACAUCAUCUUUACAGACUGGGAUAUAUCUUCCACCAGUGAGGUGUUUGUUGAGUGGGGAAGUUCAGAGGCCUUGUACAAAUAUAGGGACGAUAGACCAGUUAUCAUGGCAAGCUCUCAUAAGGUCAAAAUUGUGUUUAACACUGGAUAUGAGUACCAGCAUGGAGUUCUUAGGUCCAAUAUGGGAUUCCGAGUCAAAUAUAGAUAUAUCAACGCUAACAUAGAAUAUGUGCCUGUUCCCUCCACCAAUUGUGGAGAGUAUAGCUUCAGUAGUGGAGGCAAACUCGAAUUUGACACAUCUAUUGCUCUGAACUACAAGUACUAUGACUGUGUAUGGGUUGUGCGCACAGCGCCCGGAUACACACAGACACUGCUCAACAUCAUCAAAUUCAACAUUGGCACAUCUGGCUUUGAUUCUGACGAUUACAUGGAGAUUUAUCGUGGCUUGUCCUCCAAGGGUACAUUCCUGGACCGUUUCCCUGUAAGUCAGACUAUUUCAAAAUGGCAGUACAAAGACACUGAUGGCUUCUAUAUUCACUUGUCUGGAAAAUUUGGACGGCUGGACAAGGUGCAACUCUCCUUUGUUUCCCUGCACAUGGAAGAAUUAUGCAGCAGCUUGAAUAAUCUGUGGCACUGUAACAACGGUUACUGUAUCUCUUCCACCUACAAAUGUGAUGGCAUCGAUCACUGUGGAGAUAACUCUGAUGAACAAUAUGGAUGUUCAAGUCCCGGGUCCCCCUGGAAGAAGAGCAGCCAGCAGACACUAGCAUUUAGUGUGGUUAUUCCUGUAGUCAUCUCCGUCUUUCUCAUCGUCAUCCUUUUUGUACUGUUCCUGCUGGUCAGGCGGUACCGCCGCGCUCAAAGGGAGGUGAUCCGCCGUGCCUCAGAGGGACUGCCUUCUAUCAGUGAAGACCUUGCCCAACCUCAUGGACGUCGGAGACGGCGACGGCAUCGGGGAGUGAUUGGAGAGGAUCUGCCUCCAGCGUACGAGGAGGCCAUACGAUCCCCACCCAUGUACCCAGACAUUAGUUUAGACCCUCCUGGCCCUGGCCACUGGAUGCUGCCAAAGCCUCCUCCAUACUCGGAAUCUGUAGGUACUCCCAUUGGACCUGCAAUGCCUCCAUGCUUUCAUGGAGUUGAAGACGUUUCCACGGAGUGUGCCCUCGCCUCCAACUCCUCAACUGACUCAAGUGAGUCGGAGCAGUGGGAUGGACCCCGUAACCAUCAGCUGACAGACGACAGCUCGGAUGCAUCCCCUGUCCCGAGAGUUCGCACCACUCAUUCAUAUAGCACUUCUUACAGUUCUGAGUCCUCAAUUGAGAACCCACAUUCCCCAAGGCAUGUAAGGUAUGCUGCUACAGAAACUGAGGCCACUGACCAGAACCCAAGGGACAGGGAAGGGAGGCCCCCACCCAGGCAGGAAGGGGAUGGACUGACAGAGCUGCCUAUCAGACAUCUGCUGAUAAAUGGCCCAGAGGGUUUAUCUGGGGAGGCAAAAAGAAAUCACCAGACAGAAAGACAAGCAAACCCUCAUCAUCAAGGACAGCCGUUGAAGAGACAAACAGAGCAGCAUGGGCAGGACCCAUCAGCACGACGAGGGAGAGGCCGAAAUGAGACCCAACCAACAGAAAGACCAACAGAUAGAGUUCAUCGUAACAGACAUACAGACAGACAUCAUCAUAGUUUGCCAACCGAAAGAGGAGCAGACCGACAUUUUCAGGACCAGCCAAGAGAAAGGCAGAUAGGCAGACGUGAUGAUGUUAGACGAAACUUAUUUAAAUCUUCUGAAUCUUCAUCUCCUUAUAAAGCACAAAGCAAAUCUCAAACUAAACUAGCACAUGAUAAACAUAAUAAACAUAGACUCUCACCUGCAAAAGUAGGCACAAGCCCAAUAGAGAAUGGUCACAAAGCCAAGUUGUCAGACUUUAGGAAGGAAACGAGGACACGACGUGAGGAUGGGGUAAAUCAGACACAGGCCCUACACAAUCAUCCUGGUAGCAGGCCCAGUCAGUAUCACACCAGCAUGCCCAAUAUAGCAGACCAACCAGCCCUCUCCAGGCCAGGCUUUCAGUCGCUCAGCAAUUUUAGCAGUGCAGGAGCAAUUCAGGAGGCUACUGGCAUGUCUGGCAAUAUCCAACCAAAGCAUAGGCAGUAUGCCAAGUCACUGGAGAACAUCUCAAAGGUAGCAGGCUCCCAGGCACUGCGCCCCUUCCACUUCGACAGGGAUCUGGACCCUGUAAGAUCAGAAAAGGGGGACAGAGCCAGCCGGAAUUCGUGGUCUCCCAGGGAGACUGGACAGAGUCGUAUGUGUGAGGAGAACCCAGGAACUUCCCGUGAGGCUCUCUGUGGGGACAGUAACACACUCUUCAGGUCAGGAGAGUUCAACACUUCCUCAGGCUGUGUAAAUGCUGCAUUCUGUGAGUCCCCAACGAGGGAAAUACCUCCAGUACUGAUAUCUGGACAGGGAAAUGCUAGCUUGCCACGGAGUGUUACAGACAUGCAUGUCAUCUCUGAUAGCUCAGGUUCAAAGUCACGUGUUCAACAGCAGCCACAUAUUAGCCUCCAAUCUGAUUUAAUAGACAAUGACGAUAAUGAGUGUUAUGCAUGAUCAUUUUGUUGUUGUAGAAAUAGAUCAUCAAACAUUACUUCUUUUCAUUCCAAAAGGACGCUUUCUUAACCUGUGAAGAAGUUUGGGAGGUGAUAUCAAAAACAUGUGUGCAUUGCAUGAAUUCUGUUUACCUGAGGAAGUAUUUGACAUACUUCAGAAUUAAGGUUAGUUCCAGUAAAUUAUUCAUGUGUUAGAUGACUUUAUCUCUUUGGGAACAAAUUGCUUGGAUCUCCCAAGCCAGAAAUGCUGAUACGUUUAAACCUACCAUGUAUGUACACAAUAAUGUUGUUUUCUCGUACAUGAUUGUUUUUGUACCAAUAUGGAUUUGGUGUAAUGCACUGAUAUGGAAACUUCGCUCCUGUUUAAAAGAUGUGUAUGUUAAGAUUCUCUAUUACUGUGUGAUACUGUGUACAUAUUCUGAUCAGAAUUGGUAUUACAAGUCAAGUAAAAAACAAUAAUGUUGUAUUAAAAGUGCUAUUUGUUGAAAUGAAAUUCCAAUGCAUGUUUAUCAAAAUAAUAGAA